AGAAGGAAAGAAGAGAAGAAGGAUGUCCCGGGUGCCGGUGGGGAAGGUGCUGCUGCGGAACGUCAUCCGGCACACGGGCGCGCACAACAAGAUCCAGGAAGAGUCGGAGAUGUGGAAGAUCCGGGAGUGGGAGAAGCAGGCGGAGGAGACGUUCUGGCGGCGGCGGAGCAAAGUGCUGUCGGACUCCUCCAGCAGUCGGAUGCGCAGUGAUGGCUUUGAUGAGGAGGGCCACAGGGCUGACUGGAAAACAAAGAACUCCCGUUUUCUUAACCCAGUUGAAGAUGAUCUUUUGAGAGCACGGUCGUGGAAUAAAAAGCUCUACGAAUGUGAAGCCAACAUGCCAGACAGAUGGGGCCACAGUGGCUAUAAGGAGCUGUACCCUGAAGAGUUUGAUACAGAUAGUGACCAGCAAGAAGGAGACAAACAAAAUGCUGUCAAUGGAAAGAAGAAAUCUCAUCUGAGAAAACAAACAGCUCAUGAGUUACACAAACGGAAAAAAACAAAGAAAUCACACAAGAAAAAGCAAAAAAAGAGAUCGCACAAAAAGAGAAAGAAAAAGGAGCAGGGAAGGUCAUCAUCAGAUUCUUCCAGGGAGAACGAAUGCUCUGAAGAAGAGACUUCAAGCACUCAGAAAGGGAAACACAGGCGCAAGAAAAAGACCAGGAAAGUGCCUGCUAGGGAACCUACCUCUUCCUCUGAGCAGGAAAGUGACUUUUCCCAUGCAAGCUCAACCACCAGCAGCUCUGAGGACAGUGAAUCUGAGGAGAAAAAAGAGAAACGCUUCACUAAAAAGAGAAAGAAACGUCACAACUCUGUGUCAGAGCGGCACAGUGAAGUAGCAGAGAAGAGGAGCAAGAGAAAGAACUGGAAAGUGGCCGCUGACGAGAAGUCGGAGGAGAGCUCAGAGGAGGACUGAUGGGGAGAUGCUGAGCUCGGGCUGCAACUGACAACGCGAUAGAGGACAGAGGCAGGUAUUUUUCUUUCAGCACUGUGGUUUAUACAUCCUGCCAUCUGCAGGGGAGAUGCUGAGCCCUGGCAGCCAGCUGUAGCUUCCCCCCUGCUUUUCACUGUUUUGAUAGUCAGGAAAGCAGGGGAGCAAUUACCUGUCUUGCACAUUGGCUAGUUCUGCCAACUUCAGAUUUUCUUUAUAUGACUGGGUUGGUUGUUGAUGAACAAAAGUGUUACAGGCUGUCUGCAGGGGAAUGAAUACAGGCAUGUUUGCACCAUUUUAUUUUUUUAAAUUAAGUUUUAACAGUUUGGAGUUGUUGGUUUGUUGGGUUUGGUUUUUUUGUUACCCAAGUCAUGACCAAAUGACCAAUAAGAGUGGGGAGAGACAAGAAGUCCAUCAGCUGAGUUGCUAACAAAGGAAAUGUCACUGGAUUUAGCCCUUUGGUAGCUUUGUUUUCCCCUCUCCAGCAGAAGACCUGUAUGGCAUCGUGCACAGGUCAGUGGGGCGCAGAAGGGAGCGUGAGGGAAUGCUCUCCUUCAGCAGAAGAUGCACUGACUCCUUCCGUAGUCAUGAAGAGAGGACACCAGAGUGAUUGUUUCAGACUUCUCUCCAGCUCCUGGCAGCGCUGGGUUGUGCCCGGUUCUCCUGGGGGUACUGAACCUGUGCUGGCAGAGAAGCCUCGGUGGGUGUUGUGUUCUGGCUCUGGUCUGCCCGAUGCAUUAAUGAGAUUGGUACAGAAUGGCUUUCCCUGCAGGUGACAGCCAAGCCUUGUUUUCACCAGAUCAAUAAAUGAAGAUGCGUUUGA
Phasianus colchicus (ring-necked pheasant) is the source of this 1754-nucleotide messenger RNA. It is a transcript of the gene NKAPD1, whose product is annotated as NKAP domain containing 1. NCBI's taxonomy places the organism in Eukaryota, Metazoa, Chordata, Aves, Galliformes, Phasianidae. The record is from RefSeq and is a predicted model, not a curated record.